Messenger RNA from Trichogramma pretiosum, 1611 nucleotides. RefSeq names its product general transcription factor IIH subunit 4 (gene mrn). Gene Ontology annotation, biological process: nucleotide-excision repair. The coding region runs from base 172 to 1575 and encodes 467 amino acids. Gene Ontology annotation, cellular component: transcription factor TFIIH core complex; transcription factor TFIIH holo complex. NCBI's taxonomy places the organism in Eukaryota, Metazoa, Arthropoda, Insecta, Hymenoptera, Trichogrammatidae. The transcript has 6 exons. Gene Ontology annotation, molecular function: ATPase activator activity; double-stranded DNA binding. The record is from RefSeq and is a predicted model, not a curated record.
AUUUGCCUUCUGCCCGAUCCAGAAUAGAAGCGUGUUUAUGCCGGGUUAACCCAGUACAUUGUCACAACACUGAAUUACAAAUGCCGUGAAAUUGUGAACAUGUUAUGAAAAUCAGUGAUAAUUUCACAAAAAACACGAUUUGUUUAACGUUUGCUGUAUAAAAACAGGAAAAUGGCAUCUGCAAUGGGUGGAAGAAGUUUGCUUCAACCGAAGGUGCUUCAGUGUAAAGAUUUACAUGAGUACCUGAAAACAAGAACACCUGAAAUGCUCAGUAAACUCUACGACAAUCCUCCAAUUUGUUUAGCAGUAUACAGAGAAUUACCAGAAUUAGCCCGUAAUUAUGUUGUUAGAUUAUUAUUUGUUGAACAGCCAGUGCCUCAAGCUGUCGUUGCUUCUUGGUGUUCAAAAUUACAUGUAGAAGAUCACAUGAAAGUUGUGACUGUGAUGAGUGAUUUGAGCAUUUGGAAAGAAGUCGCAAUUCCUGGAGGACUUCCUGGAUGGGUGUUAAAUUCUACAUUUAGGAAAAAUUUAAAAAUCGUUUUGCUUGGCGGUGGACAACCAUGGACCAUGUCUAAUCAGCUCGAUGCUGAUAGUAAACCAAGAGAUAUUGCUUAUUUGGAUAGCUAUGCGCUGGAAAGAUGGGAGUGCGUUCUACAUUAUAUGGUUGGCUCACAACAACAAGAGGGUAUAUCAAUAGAUGCCGUAAGAGUCUUAUUACAAGCUGGUUUAAUGGUCAGAGAUGAGGACGAAAAUGUUCCAACCAUAACACAAGCUGGUUUUCAGUUUUUAUUACUUGAUACCGCAGCACAAGUUUGGUACUUCAUUCUACAAUACUUGGAUACAGUUGAGGCCAAAGGGCUUGAUUUAGUAGAAUGUUUGAGCUUUCUAUUUCAAUUAAAUUUUUCCACUUUGGGUAAGGAUUACAGUACUGAAGGCAUGUCUGAUGGACUGCUAACAUUUCUUCAACAUUUAAGAGAGUUUGGACUAGUUUAUCAAAGAAAACGCAAAGCUGGAAGAUUUUAUCCAACAAGAUUAGCAUUAAAUAUUGCCACUGGCCAAAAUAAACCAUUAGCACAUGAUUUAGAAAAAGAUAGAUAUAUCAUAGUUGAAACUAAUUACAGAAUAAAUGCUUAUACUGACUCAAAUUUGCAAGUGGCUCUAAUAGGAUUAUUUACCUCUUUAGUAUAUAGAUUUCCAAAUUUAGUAGUAGGUGUAUUGACAAGAGAUUCUGUGAGACAAGCUUUUAAAAUUGGCAUAACUGCUGAACAAAUCAUUGGUUACCUGAAGCAACAUGCUCAUCCUAACAUGAUUGCGGGUGGACCUCCUAUUUUACCACCAACAAUAGUGGAUCAAAUAAAAUUAUGGGAAAAUGAAAGAAAUAGAUUUUCAUUCACGGAUGGAGUUUUGUACAAUUCUUUUCUUUCUCAAACAGACUUUGAAGUUCUCAGAGAUUAUGCUCAAUCUGUGUCAGCAUUAACAUGGCAUAGUGAUAAAAAAAGAGCUAUGGUUAUAACCCGGGAAGGUCACGAUGAUGUUAAAAAGUAUUGGAAAAGAUAUUCCAAAAAUGCAAAUUAAAAAAAAAAGUAUUUUGUUAAAAAUAAAUAUGUUAUU